This is a messenger RNA of Aspergillus thermomutatus, 1455 nucleotides long. RefSeq lists its product as uncharacterized. Gene Ontology annotation, cellular component: mitochondrion. The transcript has a single exon. Bases 1 to 1455 code for a protein of 484 amino acids. NCBI's taxonomy places the organism in Eukaryota, Fungi, Ascomycota, Eurotiomycetes, Eurotiales, Aspergillaceae. The record is from RefSeq and is a predicted model, not a curated record.
AUGCCGCUACGCAUCUCGCGCACUUGCCUGGCACUGGCGACAAUUAACUCCCCCGUCCCAUUUCUCUACCAGACCCGGACACUCACAGCGCCGCUGCGCUAUGCAAAAUGGAAUGCCCGACAGAGCCGAUCACUUCAGUCGACAUCGACUACCUUCACCACACCCGAAUCGAGCCUAGGUAGAGGCGAAGAGACUGUUGAUGAUAGUGAGAGUUCUGAAAAUGCCACAUCUGAUUCUCCCUCCCAAACCCCGAACAAUGAUGGCCGUCGAUCCCGAAAAAGUUACCUGCAGAGGCGCGCAGCCACGGUCUCACAAUCCCGCCCGCCCUCCUUGCGACCACGCCAAAAGGCACUCACGAUGACACGCACCGAGAGGAAGGCGUUCGGUGAUCUGCUGGAGCAGCUGGGUGUGGAGGAGAAGCAUGAUCCGGAGUCAGCUACGGGGGGACCACAGAAGCCGGCACUAAGCGACGAGGAACGAGACGAGAUGGCUCAGAUCUCCGCUAUCUUUGACUCUGUGCUUGAGGAUAUUCGGAAGAGAAAGCGGCGCUCUGCACCUUCAACGGAGAGUGCCGGAAUCCGCAAGCCGGGGACGGAGGUGGAUGAGCCCGCGUCGACUUCGGAGCUGGGGCCCCAGGAGCAAGCGGGUGACUUGAACCCUCCCGAGCUGCGCAGUGAUGAUCCUGUCUCUAUCGAGCGGGCCAUUCAAUUCACUGUGCAAAGGGAGUCGGCGAAGAUCGAGCGCGCGCUCCGUGCAGCGAUUGACGAAGGCAAAGGGGAUAUUGGGAUCUGGGAAGUGUGCAAGGAGAGAGUAUUCUCGAUGCUACGAUAUCUCGGAGAUAGCCGAUUACCGGAGGAUAGUGGCGCCUCGACGACAAGCUCAGAGGACGAACGAACCCGAAUCUCCCACAGCCCUCUGGAGGUUCCGGAAUCCGUGCCUGUGGAAGCAGUCGUCACGGUACUCUACCCGAAGAUGCUCCUCGUGGCAUUCCGCCUUCUCAACUCGCACUUCCCGGGCUCGCCCUUGAUCAGUCAAUUCCGCUCGACGAUCAAGUCGCACGGCAGGACCUCAGCGGUGCUGGGAAGUUCGACGGGUCUGUAUAACGAGCUGAUCUACUUCUACUGGCGCGGGUGCAAUGAUCUACCCGGUGUUGUAUCGUUGCUGAAAGAAAUGGAGACUACAGGGGUGGAGCCGGAUGAGCGGACCUGCGGGCUGCUCAAGGCUAUCUCCGAGCAGCGGGAACGGGACGUCAAAUACCAUUGGAAACGGGCGCGUCGCGAGGACCAGAAUCGGAGUUCGCUCCGUGAUCCGUGGUGGGAUAUGGCGCCGAAUCGGACAGCCGUGAGGGAGUUGUUUGGGGAGGAUGGGUGGUUGCAGCGACUGGAGGCGCGUGUGGAGGAGAUUCGAAAUCUGCCGAGCUCGACGAGAUUACUUGCAGAUAGGUUUAAUCUGUAG